Molecule: messenger RNA, 1577 nt
Organism: Hibiscus syriacus
Lineage: Eukaryota; Viridiplantae; Streptophyta; Magnoliopsida; Malvales; Malvaceae
Product: DNA polymerase I
Exons: 16
Coding region: 185-1510 (441 amino acids)
Biological process (GO): DNA replication, Okazaki fragment processing
Molecular function (GO): 5'-flap endonuclease activity; DNA binding
Source: RefSeq, a predicted model, not a curated record
UAUAAAAGAAUCCACUUUUUUUUAUCUUUGGCGGGCAAUUGUUAAAGCUCUGCAACACACACUCUCACCCAAUUCCCAGGAGAAUUGGCAUCAGUCGUAUUUCUGGUUAAAUUCAUAUUUGAAGGCUUUUUUUUCAAUAUAUAUAUCCAUCAUAGUAAGAGAGAAGGAAUGUUGCUAUGAAUUAAUGGCUUGUUAUCCUUCCUUGAAUCUUCGCAAUCCUUCCUUAUGGGCGAGUCUUCAUUGCAUUCGAAGGAAAUUCUCAAUGAAUCUGAGGGUUGGAAAUAAAUCAUUGAGUUGUAACAGAUUCUAUGUGAUCCGCCCUUCACCCUUUCAAACCAUUAAGGGGUACUGCAAUUUAUCUGGAAACAUAAAUUCUACUUUACCUGAUGAUCUUCAUGCAAUUUCCCAUGGGAAUGCAGUGAUUUCUGCAAAGAAGGAACCAAAAUUUCACCAAGAUUCAGCUCUAGGCAGAGCCAACCUUCGAGAAAAUGUGGUGAAUGCUAAUCCCUCUAAUGGUAGAGUAAUGCUUAUUGAUGGCACAUCAGUCAUUUAUAGGGCCUACUACAAACUUCUAGCGAAACUGCAUCACGGGUACCUAUCGCAUGCUGAUGGCAAUGGUGACUGGGUGUUAACUAUAUUUACAGCUUUAUCACUUAUAAUUGAUGUUCUGGAAUUUGUUCCUUCACAUGUAGCGGUUGUGUUUGACCAUGAUGGAAUUCCAUUUGGUCAUACAUCUUUUUCUUCAAAAGAAAAUGUCAUGGGGAAAGGUUUAAAUUUUCGUCAUACUAUGUUCCCUUCAUACAAGAGCAACCGCCCUCCUACACCUGAUACCAUAGUUCAGGGACUUCAAUAUUUGAAGGCAUCCAUCAAAGCUCUGUCCAUUAAGGUGAUUGAGGUACCUGGGGUAGAAGCUGAUGACGUGAUUGGAACACUGGCUGCAAGGAGUGUUGAUGCAGGGUUUAAGGUUCGAGUUGUUUCCCCCGACAAAGAUUUCUUUCAGAUCCUAUGUCCUUCAUUACGCCUACUACGAAUUGCACCACGUGGAUAUGAGAUGGUUUCAUUUGGACUGGAGGAUUUCUCAAAAAGAUAUGGAGAUCUGAAACCUUCUCAGUUUGUUGAUGUAGUCUCUCUUGUGGGUGAUAGAUGUGACAAUAUUCCAGGAGUUGAUGGAAUUGGAAAUGUCCAUGCUGUUCAAUUGAUCACUAAGUUUGGCACAUUGGAGAAUUUACUAAAGUGCGUUGACCAGGUUGAAGAAAACCACAUCAGGAAGACCUUGAUAGAAAAUGCUGAACAAGCUGUCUUAAGCAAGAACUUGGCAAUGCUGAGAUGUGAUCUUCCAUUCUACAUGGUACCAUUUUCCACCGGAGAUCUCACAUUUAAUAAACCCGAGGACAAUGGUGAGAAAUUCACAAGCCUUUUGAAUGCCAUAAGUGCAUAUGCAGAAGGAUUCUCAGCUGAUCCAAUUAUUAGAAGAGCUUUGUAUUUGUGGAAGAAGCUUGAAGCAUCUUAAUCUUGCUUUGGCGCUAUUAAGGAAAUCUAAAUAUGUUUAGAAAGGGACAACUGCGUUGAAUUGCUUA